This is a messenger RNA of Alosa sapidissima (American shad), 2255 nucleotides long. RefSeq names its product rhophilin, Rho GTPase binding protein 2 (gene rhpn2). The record is from RefSeq and is a predicted model, not a curated record. The coding region runs from base 152 to 2224 and encodes 690 amino acids. The transcript is spliced from 15 exons. Gene Ontology annotation, molecular function: protein binding. NCBI's taxonomy places the organism in Eukaryota, Metazoa, Chordata, Actinopteri, Clupeiformes, Clupeidae. Gene Ontology annotation, biological process: negative regulation of stress fiber assembly; signal transduction.
GAGUCCGAAGAAUUGGGCAGAAAGACGAGUGAUUCAGCGCGAGGAGACGAACCGCGGAUUGCUUACGGUUUAUGGUCGAGAAGACACGCACCUGUUGAUUCUCAGGCGCACCCGCGAGUUUCCCGUUUCCGAGGACAAGCAGAGCGCACAAAUGACGGACGCUAUCUUUCCCAACGGCUGCAAGGCCAACGGGGCCGUGGAGAACGGCUACUUUAAAAAGGGCUGCAACCCACUGGCUCAGACUGGCCGCAGUAAGUUGCAGAAUCAGAGGGCCACCCUCAACCAGCAGAUCAUCAAGCAGAUGAGAAUGAGAGCAGGAGCAGAGAAUCUUCUCAAGGCGACGACCAAUAAUAAGGUGCGUGAGAGCGUGCUGCUGGAGCUCAGCUACAUCAACUCUAACCUGCAGCUCCUCAUGGAACAGCUGGAGGGCCUCAACAGCUCCGUGGAGGUCUACCAGAACGUCCAGGAGAGCGCCAGUAUUCCACUGAUUGCCCUGGGUCUUAAAGAGACAAAGGAUGUGGACUUCGCAGUGGCCUUUAAGGACUUCCUCCUUGAGCACUACAGUGAGGAUGGAAAUAACUUUCAAGAUGAGAUCGCUGACCUCAUGGACCAGAGACAGGCGUGUCGUACCCCUAGUCGAAGUGGUGAGGGGAUUGACUUGUUGGCCAACUACUUCAGUCAGCUCGCCCUGAUUGAGAGCAGAUUCUUCGCCCCCAACCGCCAGAUCGGACUCUUCUUCACCUGGUACGACACAUUCACAGGCGUGCCGGUGUGUCAGCAAAAUGUCUCUCUGGAGCGUGCGAGCGUGUUGUUCAACAUGGCUGCCCUCUACACACAGAUUGCCACACGCUGCAACCGACAGACCAACACUGGAUUGCAUGAGGCCAUCACAGCCUUCCAGAGAGCCACAGGCGUGCUUCACCACCUGAAGGAGACGUUCACACACACCCCAAGCUACGACAUGAGUCCGGCCAUGCUGAGCAUGCUGAUGCGCAUGAUGCUGGCCCAGAUCCAGGAGUGUGUGUACGAGAAGAUCGCCCUGCCCGGCAUUCGCAACCACUUCCUCCUGCUGCUCAAGAUGGCCCAGGAGGCCGCCAAGGUGAGUGAGAUGUACGACAUUGCCCAUCAGUCUAUGAUACAGAUGCCAAUCAAAGACAACGUGCCCCUGUUCUGGUCCACCAUGGCCCAGGUCAAGACCAGCCACUACCGCUCACUGGCUCACUACUUUACCGCCACCGCACUCCUCGACCAUCAGGUGAGUCCCAGUGAUGAUGAGGACCAGCAGGAGAAGGCCUUCUCCCAGCUGUACGACGCCAUGCCGGACGGUCAGCCUCCACUGGACAUCCUCAAGAGCCAGAAGGAGCGAGAGCGCAUCGGUAAGGCUCACCUGCGGCGUGCGAUCCUGGAGCACGAGGAGGCGUUGCGGAUCUUCCGUCUGUGCGGGGAGCUGCGACGUCUGGACAUCCUCAACGAAAUCCUGCAGGCCACACACAGACGCUCGCUCGCCAAGUUCACUCUGCACGAGGACGAGGACGAGGACCAGUUCACCGACUACAUGGAGGCUCCCGACAUCAACUCUAAGACGGAGCAGAAGGCGGAGAUGGAGCUCCCAGGGUCCACUAAGGUGAAAGUGACAGACCUUUUCCAUCGGCUGGGCCCACUGUCGGUGUUCUCAGCCAAGCAGCGCUGGACCGCCCCCCGCACCAUCCGGCUUCGCCCUGAGGACCGCGACCUGGGCUUCACGCUGAAGGGCGAAGGCCCUGUCCAGAUCCAGUCUCUUGACCCGCUCUGUCCGGGCGCGGUGGACGGGCUGCGCGAGGGCGACUACCUGGUGGCGGUGGGCGACGUGGACUGCAAGUGGAUGAGCGUGACGGAGGUGAUGCGUCUGCUGCGUGAUGUGGACGAGAGCGGAGUGGACAUCAGUGUGGUCAGCGUGAUGGACAACAGCCUGCCUCUGCCUCCCAAGAGCGCCACCUACUGUGGGGGUCUGCCCAAGACCUACUCCAUGAUCUGCCUGGCCUUCGACGACGAGGACAAGAACCCCAAGUCACGUAAGGUGACCAAGAAGAUGUCCUUCCUGAGCUGGGGCCUGAAGAACAAGCACAAGAGCGCCAGCACUCUGAGCCUGCCCACGGGCGACAGCGCCAACGCCAGCCUGCCCUGGCACAGAGCCAGCCCGCCUUUCCCCAGCUCCUACCACGACCACGACAGCGCACUGUACUAAAGAGAGCUCUCUCUCACACACACACACACAC